AUGCGGUUCCUGUCGAUUCUUGGGGCUUCAGCUCUCCUCAUCGCGCCUGCCUUCGCCCAAACCUGGACGCUCUGCAAUCCCCUCAAUACGACCUGCCCCCCCGACCCCGCACUGGGAAUCAGUCACAACUUUGUCUUUAACACCUCGAAAACCGUCUCCGACUCCUUCAACAUCACUGCCGGAGCUCUCACCUACGGCAGCAAUGGAGCCGAGUUCACCGUUGCCAAGAAGGGCGAUUCCCCCACGAUCCAAUCUCAAUUCUACAUCUUCUUUGGGUCGGUCAGCGUCAUCAUGAAGGCGGCCAGUGGUCAAGGCAUUAUCUCCUCGAUUGUCCUCGAAUCCGACGAUCUUGACGAGGUUGAUUGGGAGUUCAUGGGCGGGAAUAGCACUCACGCCGAGACCAAUUACUUCGGAAAGGGCAACGACACUUCAUUCGACCGCGCCUUCUACUACCCCGUCUCCUCCAAUGUUCAAGAGAAUUUCCAUAAUUACACGGUGGUUUGGACCUCUGAUAAGUUGGAAUGGUUAAUUGACGGGCAAUUGGUUCGAACGCUGCCGUAUGCAGCAGCAAAUGGAGGCAACACCUACCCGCAAACCCCCAUGACUGUCCGUCUGGGAAUCUGGGCUGGUGGAGAUCCUGGCAACUCGAAGGGAACAAUUGAGUGGGCAGGAGGUCUCACCGAUUACUCUAAAGGACCCUACACCAUGUAUGUUCAGAGUGCUACCAUCAGCGACGCCUCCACAGGCAAGGCAUAUGAGUACGGCGAUCAUUCCGGAAGCUGGCAAAGCAUUAAGGUCGUCACUGGAACCUCGCAAGUCAACCAAACUAUUGUCGCAACCGAGACUCCACACCUAUCUAUGGCUCAAAAAUUCCAAGCUCUCCCACAGACGACCAAGCUGGCAAUCUACGGUGGCAGCGGUGCCGCUGGAGCCCUCCUCCUCGCGGCGAUCCUCUUCUCUUGCAUCCGUCAACGAAGAAAAGGUCGCAAGGAGCGCGAUGCCUACAAUGCCAAGGUCGAGCAGGAACGUGAGGAAGCCUACCGCGACCAGAUGGAACUUCGCGAGAAGGGACUCGGAGGCUGGGACAAAAAAGAGUUCGAUCAUCAGGGCGAGGACGCGUUGGGCGGUUGGGGUGGAAGCUUUGUCCCAGCGGGAACACAAGCUAAUGCCUUACCCGCUGAGAAAUCGAAGUUCCCAGGCAGCGUUUCGGUGAACGAGGUUCCGUCGAGAAUGCAAACUCCUUCCUUGGCAAGCCCCGCGCCUCAAAGCCCAAGGCAAUGGAGUGGUGGAAACCAGGGUGGUUUAGUCCAAAAUGCUGGCAAUGCAUACUCGGGAGGAUAUGGCGGAAACCCCAAUAUUCCAAGAAGUCCCGCAUUCCCCCUGUCACCACAAGUUCCACAGCAAAGAAGCCCAGGGGGUUACACGAACAACGCGGGAUACUCGAGAUUUUAA
Hyaloscypha bicolor E is the source of this 1452-nucleotide messenger RNA. Its product is annotated as glycoside hydrolase family 16 protein. Gene Ontology annotation, cellular component: fungal-type cell wall. The record is from RefSeq and is a predicted model, not a curated record. NCBI's taxonomy places the organism in Eukaryota, Fungi, Ascomycota, Leotiomycetes, Helotiales, Hyaloscyphaceae. Gene Ontology annotation, biological process: carbohydrate metabolic process; fungal-type cell wall organization. Gene Ontology annotation, molecular function: hydrolase activity, hydrolyzing O-glycosyl compounds; glycosyltransferase activity. The transcript has 2 exons. The coding region runs from base 1 to 1452 and encodes 483 amino acids.